UCACAAUCAUUGUACUGUCAACAUGCAGUAAUGAAGAUUGUUCACAUCGGGACGUAAUCGCUUUGAACUCCUAUCUGAUCAAAGCCACCUUAUUUUGAUUCCCAAAUGACCUGUUCUUGGGAGGUUCGGUAGCAGCCUUCCCCCCUCCUCUGCCCAUAAAUUUCUUUCCCGUUGUUGACGAAGCGAGCGGCGUCGGAGAUGAAGCGGAUCUGAAGGAAGCGGCAAAGCAGCAGCUGCAGGGUAGCGCCGAGCCACCGGAGGAGGAGUGCUGAGCUAUGAGGGAUAAACUCCUCGGCGCUGCGGCGGGACGGCCACUUCUGGUGGUGGCUGCCCUAACGAUCGUCCUGCUGCUCAUCUUCCUCUCUGGAGCUACUCGGAAUCUGCCGCUUGAUCUACUCACUCGUAGUUACUCCGCCCCAGAAGAAGGUCCCCAGAACUGCUCAUUGGCAUCUCCGAUUGAGCCAGCCAAGGACAAGCUCCUUGGAGGUCUACUGAGCCCUGCAUUCGAUGAACCCUCUUGCCUGAGCCGCUACCAGUCCGCACAGUUCUGGAAGUCAUCGAACCACACGCCAUCGCCGUUCCUCUUGCAGAAGCUGCGAAGCUACGAAGCCCUCCACAAAAGAUGUGGCCCGCACACCGAUCUCUAUAACAAGAGCAUCGAGCAGCUCAGAUCCAAUCGCAGCACAGGGCCUUUGGAGUGCAACUACGUGGUGUGGCUGCAAUCCGGUGGAUUAGGCAACAGAUUGAUGAGCCUGAUCUCCACAUUCCUCUACGCGAUCCUCAACAACAGGGUGUUGUUGCUCAGUGUUCCUGAUGACCUCCAUGAUAUGUUCUGCGAGCCAUUUCCUGGGACUUCGUGGGCUUUACCUUCGGAUUUCCCCAUCAAGAAGUUGGAGACCCACGACUUCUAUCGCGGAUCUCCUCAGAGUUACGGAAACCUGCUCAAGAACAAGGUGCUUAGCAAUGGCAUGAACACCACGCUUGCUUCGCUGCCGGCUUAUCUCUAUCUCCACCUGAUGCACGAUGCCGAUGACUCCGAUAAGAUGUUCUACUGUGAAGAUGCUCAGCCGCUGUUUCAAAGCUUCCCAUGGCUGUUCCUGCGAUCAAACCAGUACUUCGCGCCCUCUUUGUUCCUCAUGUCGCAGUACAACGACGAACUACAGAAGCUCUUCCCGGAGAAAGAGACCGUCUUCCACUAUUUGGGCAGAUACCUUCUCCAUCCUACUAACUCGGUCUGGGGCUACGUCACAAGGUACUACGAAGCUUAUCUAGCCAAUGCGAAGGAAAGGGUGGGCAUCCAGGUCAGGAACUUCCCGAACGCGCCGGUUAAGUUGGAGCUCAUGCUGGAUCAAGUCGUCAAUUGCACGCUGAAAGAGAAGAUACUGCCGGACAUCAAGGUGGAAGUUCCUGCGAACCUGACGACAAGCGGAGUGAAGCCGAAAGCUGUGCUCGUGACCAGUCUGCAGACGGGGUACUUCGAGAAGCUCAGGAACAUGUACUACGAGCAUUCGUCGACCACCGGAGAUGCGAUCGGCGUGUACCAGCCAAGCCACGAGGAGCUGCAGCGCACGGAGAACCAGAAUCACAACACGAAGGCUCUCGCGGAGAUGUAUCUGCUGAGCUUCAGCGACGUGCUGGUGACCACUGCGUUCUCCACGUUCGGCUACGUGGCGCAAGGUCUAGGCGGACUGAGGCCGUGGAUGGUGCUGAGGCCGGACAACCAGAACCCACCCUGCCGCCGGGCGCUGUCGAUGGAGCCCUGCUUCCAUUUCGCGUCGGGGUACGACUGCAAGGCAGGGAGGAACAUCGACAAAGGGACGGUGGUGCCGCACGUGAAGCACUGCGAAGAUUUAGAUUUCCGCUGGGGUCUUAAGCUGUUCGAUUGAAGGACGGGGGUGGCAGCGAGAGGGCAAGUAAUUGAUACUGUAGAUUAUAUUUGUUACGUAUUUUUGUUCAUUGCUGAAAACGCAAGGAAAAUAAGAAAUGUUAGCCGAAGUACUGUUUCCGUGAGGUUUGGUACAAAUUACUAUUUCUUGGGGCUGCCCUUUCGCUUA
Musa acuminata subsp. malaccensis (wild Malaysian banana) is the source of this 2054-nucleotide messenger RNA. RefSeq names its product galactoside 2-alpha-L-fucosyltransferase. Gene Ontology annotation, molecular function: galactoside 2-alpha-L-fucosyltransferase activity. NCBI's taxonomy places the organism in Eukaryota, Viridiplantae, Streptophyta, Magnoliopsida, Zingiberales, Musaceae. Gene Ontology annotation, biological process: xyloglucan biosynthetic process; cell wall biogenesis. The record is from RefSeq and is a predicted model, not a curated record. Gene Ontology annotation, cellular component: Golgi apparatus; membrane.